Molecule: messenger RNA, 42108 nt
Organism: Acanthaster planci (crown-of-thorns starfish)
Lineage: Eukaryota; Metazoa; Echinodermata; Asteroidea; Valvatida; Acanthasteridae
Molecular function (GO): microtubule binding; calcium ion binding
Source: RefSeq, a predicted model, not a curated record
ACAUUGAGAAAGUAAAGGCGGCUGGCAACGAGCUGUCUGAGGAGCAGCCAGACCUGAAGCCCAGCAUCGACAAGACCGUCAACGAGGUGGUGACCAAGUACAACAACCUGGACGUCUGCAUGGCCACCCGCAGCAACGACCUGCACACGGCCCUGCGGGACAUGCAUGGCCUAGAGGAAGGCCUGGACAUGACUCAGAGCUGGUUGGACGACCUGGAGCGCAAGCUGAUGCGCAUGGAGGGCGCCAAGGUCACUGUCAAGCGGGAGCCCAUCCUGGAGGAGAUCCAGAACCUCAAGAUCCUGGAGCAGGACCUGAAGCAUCACCAACCGGACAUCCAGAAGCUGACUGAGCGGGUCGCCAAUGUUAGCCAGACCUCCAACCCCAUUGUGGCCCGUAACCUGCAGGCGCAGAUGGACGGGAUCAACCAGCGCUACAACAAGCUUUGCAGUGGCGUGGACAGCUACGACGAUGACCUGCGGGGCAUGCUGGACAAGCUGGGCAAGCUCCUGGACGAUGUGGACCAGCUGGAGGACUGGCUCUUCCCGGUCCUGGACACACUGGAGUCGCGGGACCUCAAGAAGCAGGAGAUCCCCGAGAUCGAGCGAGCCAUACAGAAAAUCACGCGGGAGGUGGACACCCACACACCCGAGUACAAGCGCAUUGGCAAGGUGGCGGAGGAGCUGAUCAAGCACCACCGCACCCGUGACCCGACCUUCGUGGUGGACCUGAUGAAGAGCCUGGACAGGAACUGGCAGACCAUGGAGGAGGCCCUCACCAGGCUGAACGACUACCUGCAGGAGAGGAAGCAGAUGCACAACAAGUACCGCAACUCGGUCAAGGUGGUCAGCAUGUGGCUGGAGAGCACCCAGGACAAGUUUGACCAGCUGCCCAACAUCGCCCGGGACCUGGACGCCCUCAAGAACCAACUGGAACAGAUGAAGCCCCUGAAGCGUGAGGUCACCGGCUUCAAGCCCAAGAUCAACGAGACCUACGAGUUGGGCAAGUCGCUGGACCAGCUCAUCCAGGCCGCCGAGACGGUGGUGACCAAUCGCCGGCGCUCCACCAAGGUGGCCGGGGGCGACGUGGCCCAGAUGGAGCGGCGCGUGGUGGAACUCCAGCAGAACUUCCAGGUGUCGGAAGACACGGAGGUGAUGCGUGAGGUUAAGGGCCUACGUACUGCCUACGAGAACCUGGACAAGAGCGUGGUGCUGCGGGAGGAGGCCAUCCAGGAGAUGUACGAGAUCAUCCGGCAGUACAACGAGCGCAAUAAGGACCUGCAGGCCCUGCUGGACUGGAGCCGGCCCAUCAAGGCCAAGCUUCAGGAGCCCAUCCCGGACAUCCGGGAUGUGGCGUCCCUGCAGGCCAUCAUCACGGACCACAAGGCGCUGCACUCGGAGCUGGUGUCGCGCCGCCCCGUCAUGCUGGAGGCCAUCCAGAACGCCGAGCACCUGCUGCACGACCGGCGGGACAAGCUCAGCCCCCAGCAGGUGCAGGAGAUGCAGCGGCGCAUCGACGAGCUGCGGGAGUGCUACGAGAACCUGGUGGGCCUGUCCCUGGAGCGGCUGAACGCCCUGAGGGACAUGCUGGCCCAGCUUGACUCGGAGCAGAGAGACAAGGCUGCACUGGAGCGUGAGACCAAGCAGCGAGUUGACACCCUGGUGGACCUCCUGGACUGGGUCACCAAGGCAGAGCAUUCCCUGGGCAACGAGCAACCUCUCCACGAGCAGCACACUCCGCUCACGCACCAAGUCAAAGAACACAAGACGUUGAAUGAUGACAUCCUGGCUCACCAGCAGCCAGUCCUCCUGGCUGUGCACAACACCGAGACCUUCCUGGAGAACCGCGGGGGCCAACUGGGCCCGGAAGUCCGCAACAAGCUCCAGGAAGGCAAGACGGCGCUGAAGACCCGCUAUGAUGUGGCGACCCGCGAUUCCGAGUCCCGAGUGCGGCAGCUCAACGUCGGUGAGGAUGUCCUGGAGCGGCUGGAGCCAGACGCCGUGGGCUUUGAGGAGUGGCUGCAGGGUGCCGAGCGGUCCAUGGAGAAGUUCCACCGGGAGAUCGGUUCGGACACGGACACCCUUCGCCGUCAGGUCCGGCAGCUCAAGGACUUCAACGAGGAUGUCUUCAGCCACAAGGGCGACCUAAAGAUGAUCAACACGGCGGGCCAGAAGUUCGUCAAUGGUGCCGACCUCUACCGCAAGACGCUGCGCGACUUCCGCACCAGUGCCCUGCCGCGCCAGUUCAACCAGAGCUUCCGGGAGGACCCGGAGCGCAACCUGAUCCGUGACAACCUGAACAACCUGAACGCCCGCUACGACCGGCUGCAGAAUGCCAGCAGCACGCAUUUCUCGGUCCUGAGCGACCUCCUGGACAAGCUGGCCCGCUACAAGGAUUCAGUGGACGUGACGCUGACCUGGCUACAGGAGGCCUACGAAACUCUCAACAGGCUGAUGAAGGAACCGGUUGGCGUGGAACCAGAAUUCGUCCGCAAGCAGAUUGAUCGACUGAAGCUGUUCUACGAUGAUGUAACGGCCCACGCCAAGGAUGUGGAGCGCUGCCGAGAGACCGGCCAGGACCUGUGCGAGGGUCACCCUGAACUCAAGAACGACGUGGAGAAGACCGUCGGAGCCAUCGUGGACAAGUACAACGGCCUGAACUCCAGCUACAGCGACCGCAUGAACCUGCUGCGCAGCACCCUGACCAAGACGCAGGAUGUGCAGGAGAGCAUGGACAGCAUCCUGAGCUGGCUGAACACGGCCGACCGCACCACCACCCAGCUGGAACAGGGCUCGGUCAUCCAGGCCAAGCGGGAACCGUUGCAGGAGAGCUGCACCCAGCAAAGGACUUUUGCCACAGAGCUUCAGAGCUACCGACCCAGCAUCGAGGCCGUCAACAUGAACGCCGCACCCCUGAUCCGUGAGAGCACCCCGGAGAUGGCCCACACCAUCCAGACCAAGCUGGACAGGAUCAACACCACCUACGGCAACAUCAGUGACCGCACUAAGAAACUUGGGGACAGCUGGAACAGCGCCCGCACCCAGGUGGAGACCACUGAAGACUCCAUCGACACCCUGGACGACUUCAUCCUGCCCAUGGUGCAGCAGCUGCAGUCCUCGGAGCUCAUGAAGCUGGACCCGCCCCAGCUCAGCCGGAAGCUCAAGGAGAUCAGCCAGCAGGUGGACCGCCAGCGGCCACAGUACCAGAAGACCCGUCAGCAAAUCGAGGAGGUCAUCCACAACCCGACCAUCAAGGACUCCUCUGCCAUGUCCUCCAUGCUGAACAAUGUGGACAGCAACUGGAACACGCUGGAGGAUGUCCUCAACACCAGGACGCAGCAGCUGGAGGAGUUGGAGGACGCCCACCGCCGCUACAACACCUGCAGCGAGGACAUCGACCGCAUCGUGGGCACCAUGGAGAGGAAGUUUGAGCAGCUGCCCUCGGUUACCAGGGACAGCAAGGUGAUCACCAGUCAAAUGAACAGCGUCAAGCCCUUGCAGAAGGAGUCAUACCAGCUCAAGCCUCGCAUCGAGGAGAUGGCCAACAUCUCCAAGACCCUGGAGACGCUUCAGCGGGAAGUGAUCACCCCUGUCCAGUCUAAGCCGGUCCACCACUCCAUGCAUCUCAGCAGCCUGACCCAUGGCGAGCCCCAGGUCAAGAAGGUGAAGCGCACCUUUGAGGAGCUGUCCAGGAGUGCGUUCCCGCAAGAAUCGGAGACCACUCAGCGCUACAACACCACCAAUCGGCGCUACGACAACCUGACCAAGAACAUCAACUACCGACUGGAGGACCUGGCCCUGAUGCAGGACUUCAUGGUCCACAACGACGACGGCAACGAACUCUUGUCCUGGGCCAUGACCACAGACGCCAAGCUGGACCGCCAGCGGCCCACCAGCAACGACAUCGACACGCUGCAGAAGGAGAUCGACAACUUCAAGCUCCUGGUCCAAGAUGUGGACAACCACAACAACCCCAUCAACGACAUGAUCCGCCGCAUCGACAACUUCUACAGCCAGAACCUGGAGCGGCUGUCGCCCGAGCAGCGUGAUACCCUGGACCGCCUGCGCAACGACCUGCGCAACCGCUACGACGAGCUGUUGCGCAAGAGCCGGCUGGAACUGACCGAGGCCGAGAAUCGCCUCAACCAGCUGCGAUCAGAGCAGGACGAGAUGAGCACCCUGAAUUCUCGCAGCCAGAAGCUGCUGGGUGACCUGACCCAGCUGUCCAACUGGAUAGACAAAGCUGAGAAGGCCCUGGGCUCCGAACAGCCGCUGGGCGAGGAAGUCCGGCCACUGAACCAACAGAUCAACCAACACAGGGUCCUCCAUGAGGACAUCGUCAAACACCAGGAGCCUGUCCUCAAGACGGAGCAGGAGGCUAGGCGCUUCCUUGACCAGUAUGGCCCCCGCCUGCGGGACGCAGACCGCUCCAAGCUCCAGGACCUGACCAACAACCUGCGCUCGCGCUACGACGUGGUCAGUAACCAGUCCCAUCAGCGGCUGAACAAGCAGGGCUACUGCGCCGACGACCUGAACAAGUACGAUCAGGAAGGGGGGUCGUUUGGCAACUGGCUGGACCAGGCUGAGCGCCGUCUGCAGCAGGCGGAGAAGAGUGUGCCGCAGGACCUGGAGGCCCUGCAGCGGCUGAUCGCUGACCAGCGGGCCUUUACUGAAGAGGUCAAUGACCAGAAGGGCGACCUGAAGUUCAUCAACAUGACGGGCAACAAGUUCCUCAAUGAUGCUAAGGGCUACAAGGCCGACCUGUCAGAGUUCCGGGCGACCGUCAUGCCGCGGGACUUCAUCCGCUCCUUCCAGGAGAACCCGGACACCAAUAUCAUCCAGGACCGGCUUGGCAACCUGAACGAGCGCUACGCCAACCUCAAGAGCAACAGUGUCCGCUUCACCAACAACCUGGCGGACAUCGCCGACCGGCUGCAGCGCUACCAGAAGUCGGUGGGCGUCGCUGACCGCUGGCUGGGUGAAUCCCGCACCACCCUGGACACCCUGCUGGCCAAGCCCGUGCCAGCCGAGGCGGCGGAGAUACAGAAGCAGAUCGACGACCUGAAGGUCUUCUAUGACGGUGUUGUGCACUUCUCGGACGAGAUCGAUGCCGUCAAGAGCAACGGCAAUGACCUGUGCGCCGUCCAGCCUCAGCUGGCACCCAGUGUGGGCCGGACCACGGAUGACAUCAACCAGCGCUACAACGCUCUGCAUGGCCAGAUCGGCGAGCGGCUGAGCAGCUUGCAGGAUGCCCUGGGCCGGUCUCGCAGCGUCCAGGACAGCCUGGACGGCCUGUUGAAGUGGCUGGACCAGGCCGAGAAGGAGGCGCACAUCCUGGACAAAGGGACGGUAGUCAAGGUGGAGCGGGAGCCACUGCAGGAGUGCUCCCAGAACUGCAAGGUCUUCCAGACGGACAUCAUUAACCACGCCCCGGUGGUGCAGAACCUGGACGACCAGGUCACCAAGCUGAUGCGCACCAGUGAGCCCAAGGUGGCGGAGGUGCUGAGGAGUCGCAUGGAUGAAGUCAAGCGGCGCUACACCGGGGUGGAUCAGACGGCCAAGCGGCAUGGUGGCCAGCUGGCCGACCAGACGGACAAGCUGGCUGAGUUUGAGAGGGAGGUGGACCUACUGGAGAACUGGGAGCUGCCACUGCUGGAGACGUUGGAGUCACGCCGGUUCAUGAAGGAUGAGCUGCCCAGCGUCUCCAACAAGCUGACUGACGCCACCAGGCAGGUGGAGAACCACCGGCCCCAGCUGGCCAAGGUCCACAAACUGGCUGAGGAGCUGCUGAGCCACCCCCGCGGCAACGACACCACCUAUGUCCAGAAGGUCCUGGACAGCGUGGACAGCAACUGGGAGACCCUGGAGGACGUUCUGGAGAAGAGGAACUCACAGUAUGAGAACCGCCAGGCUGCCACCAAGAAGUACACUGCGGCCCACAAGGACACCAGCUACUGGCUGGACAAUGCGGAGCGGCGGGUCAACCAGCUGCAGGCGGUCUCCAAGGACCCCGGCACCAUCGACUUGCAGCUGAAGGAGGUGCGCCCCUUGCGGGAGGAGGUGGUCGCCUACCGUCCCCAGGUGGACACCGUCUGCGACCUGGGCUCGGCCCUGGACCGGCUGGUGAAGGAGACCGAGUCGCCCCUGCAGGUGCCGCCUCACCAACGCUCCACCACAGUGGGGCAGGCCCGGCGGCCAGGAGAGCGGCUGCGGCCCAAGAUGAUAGAGGAGCAGCUGGACCAGAGCUUCCUGGAAGAGCAAUCGCCCAUCCUGGAGGAGACUGGCGAGGUCCGCCACCGCUACGAUGACCUCCUGCGCCGCCUGACCGGCCGCCACGACCUGUUGGAGCUGCUUAGCGAGUACCACAAUAUCAACAACCGGCUGAUUGACACCCAGGAGUGGGUCAUCAACAUGGACUCGCAGAUCAGCCAGAAAAAGCCCGGUGGCAAGGACCUGGGCUCGCUCGCCCAGGACAUGGAUGAUAUCAAGACAAUCCAGACCAACAUCAAGGCCCAGCGGGAGCCCAUCCAGGAGGUUAUCAGCGAUGCCGAGGCCUACCUGCGGGUCAACCGGGACCGGCUCUCCCCUGAGCAGAUCGAGACGCUGCAGCGCCGCAUCAACGAGCUGCGACGCUACCUGGACCAAAUCUGGGUCAUCUCAGAGCAGAUCAUCAAGGAGACGGAGACAGAGAUCCACAGCAUCAACCUCCAGCAAGAGGAGCAGUCCAACUUGGGCAUCGAGUUUUCAGCUGUGAUGCAGGCCCUCCGGGACCUCCUGGAGUGGGUCAGGAUGAAGGAGGAGCAGCUGGGCUCCCAGCAGCCCAUGACCGAGCGCACUGACACACUCAAGAGCCAGCUCAACCUGCAGCAGGACAUCAACGAGGACAUCCAGAGCAAGAACGAGCCAGUCCAGCAGGUCUGCCAGGACGCUCGGGCCUUGCUGAAGGUCAAGGGCGGGAAGAUGACUGCCGACAACAAGCGGGACCUGGAAGACGCCGUGGACCAGCUGCAGUCGCGCUACGCCGUUAUCAACGGCAGCUCCACCGACCGCACCAACAAGCUGAAUUUUGGACACCAGGACCUGGACAAGAUCGAGGAAGGAUGCAGUGAGUUUACAACAUGGCUGCGGGACGCCGAACACGAGCUGGCCACCAUCCUGAAAAACGUCAGCAGCGACUACAGCACGCUGUCCAGGCAGACGGAGGAGCACCAGAACUUCACCGACGACGUGGUGACGCACUCGGCCGACCUGAAGUACAUCAACAAGGCCACGCAGAAGUUCAUGACCUCCGCAAAGACCUACAAGGACUUCCUAGCCAACUAUCGGCAGAGAGUCAUGAGCCGGCAGUUCCAGCGGCAGUUCCAAGAGAGCCCCGACCAGGACCUGCUGCGCCAGACGUUGGAGGACCUAAAUGCACGCUACGAGCGGCUGAAGGCCGACUGCUUCGGCCACGGCCGGCUCCUGCAGAAGCUGCUGGACAAGCACAAGCGCUUCGCGGACAAGGCCGAGGACACCGACGCCUGGCUGGGCUCUGCCGAGGAGCGCAUGCAGACGCUUCUGCAGAAGCCCAUCGGCGCUGAGACAGACACCAUCAAGCGGCAAAUUGACGAGUUGGACAACUUCCGCAAGGACGUCAAGCAGCGCCGGCCUGAUGUGGACAAGGUCAAGGACUUCGGAGAGGACCUGAUCAACGUUCAGCCCAGCGUCAGGGUGCCCGUGCAGAGGACCAUUGAGGACAUCACAGACAAGUACGACUCCCUGGACGGCCAGCUGAACAACCGGUCUCGGCUCCUGCAGGAGGCGCUGGCCCAGUCCCAGUCCAUGCACGACAACCUGAACGACCUGAUGAGCUGGCUGGAUGGGACGGAGAAGGACGUGCACAAGAUGGACAAGGGCACGGUGGUGGUAGUCAAGAAGGAUCCCAUGAAGCAGCAGAUGCAACAUGGCGAUCUAAUCACCGAGGACAUCACGGCCAAACGGAACGUCAUCGAGGAGUGCGUGAACCAGGCCACCAGCUUUGUCCAGCAGUGCGACCCCAUGGAGGCCCAGAUCAUCCAGACCAAGCUGGACAACCUCCACUCCCGCUACAAGCAGGUGAAAGACACGUCAGAGCAGCACGGCCGGCAGAUGGUCAGCCUGAAGGACCGGCUGAGCGACUUUGACAAGCUGGUGGACGAGCUGGAGGACUGGCUGCUCCCUGUCCUGGAGCACGUGGAGAGCAAACAGUUCAUGGAGCAGGACCUGCCCGUCGUGGGAGACCAGCUCAAGACCUACAAGAUGCAGAUGGACGACCGUCGUCCACUGUACAAGAAGAUCCACGAGGUGGCAGAGGAGCUGAUGAAGCACCCUAAGGCCACCGACGUCUCGGAGAUCAAGACCAUGAUGACCAACAUCGAGCUGAACUGGGACUGCCUGGACACGGCCUUGGCCAAGAGAACCAAACACCACGAGGAGCGCACAGCCGCCCAGAAGACGUUCUUCACCUACAUGAAGGACGUGAACAAUUGGAUCGGCAGCCAGGAACGCCGUAUCGGCCAGAUGGCUGCCGUGGCUAGGGACAGCAAGCAGCUUCAGUCGCAGAUCGCAGAGGUCAAGCCGUUCCAGAAGGAAGUCAAGGACUACAAGCCCAGGGUGACCGAGAACGCCCGACUGGGCGCCAUCUAUGACAAGAUGAUCUACGAGACAGAGAUCAACAUCGCCACGCGACCUCACUACCGCUCCACGGAGCUGGACCUGACCAAGCCCAUCGACCGCAGGGUCUUUGAGGAACCUAAAUUCAUUGAGGAUCGUGACACGGAGGCAGACCACAUGGUGGCGGACACCAACAACCGCUAUGACCACCUGCUGUGGCUGAUCUCGGAGCGGCUGGAGGACCUGGAGCUGAUGCUGCAGUUCAUGGAGCGCUGCGGCGGGGUCUUCGGCCUGCAAGAGUGGGCCAAUGAGACGGAGACCAAGCUGAACCGGCUCAAGCCCACCAGCCGGGAGAUCGAGCCGCUGGAGGAGGAGAUCCGGGAGUUCCGGGUCAUCGUGCAGGACAUCGCCUCCAAGAAAGGACCAGUGUCGGACGUGACUGUUCAUGCUGAGCAGUUCCUGCGCAGCACCAAAGACAAACUGACCCCCGAGCUGCAGGAUGAAUUAACCGGCAUCGUGAGGGAGCUGCGCACCACCUACGAGCGCCUGCAGGGCCACUCACUGGACUGGCUGCGCCAGGCCGAGGACCUGCUGGCCAGACUCAAGAAGGAGAGAGAUGAAAACAUGACCCUGGAGGAACGCAUCCGCGAGCUGCUGAAAGCUCUGCAGGCACUCCUGGACUGGGUGGCUGAAGCGGAGAGGCGUCUUGGCUCCGAACAACCCCAAGAAGAGACCGUCAGACCACUGACCAAACAACAGACUGAACAUACGGCCCUGAACCAGGACAUCCUGGAUCACCAGCAGCCCAUCCUGGAGGUGGUGCAGGACGUGGAGAGCUUCCUGAAGCAGUACGGCAACAAGGUGGACCAGCCCAACCAGACCCGGCUCCGCACCCUACAGACAGAGCUCAAGUCCCGCUACGGCGUGGUCAACUUCCAGUCCACCAACCGACAGACCAAGCUGACCACGGCUGUGGACGAGCUGGUCAAGUUCAGUGAUGACCAGACCGAAUUUGACCCCUGGCUGGCCAAGGCCGAGCAGACGCAGCAGGCAGCGCUGAAGAGCGUGGGCCGGGACCUGAGUACGCUGAGGCAGCAGAGCGGCCAGCAGCGAGCCUUCAAUGAGGAGGUGCUGGGAAAGGCCGCCGACCUGCGCUUCAUGAACGUGACAGGACUCAAGUUCCUGGAUGCCGCCAAGGUGUACCGCCAGGACCUGUCAGAGUUUCGGGCCACCGUGCUGCCGCGCGAGUUUGUCCGCUCCUUCACAGAGAACCCAGAGUCCCAGACCAUCAACGGCAAGCUGCGGGACAGCAGCGACCGCUUCAACGAGCUGAAGCGCCUCUCAGCCCGCCACACAGAGUUCCUGCAGGACCUGGUGCAGCGUCACCAGGCCUACCAACAGGCAAGCAACAUCAUGCUGGACUGGCUGCCAGGCGCCGAGAAGACGGUGGCCAACUUGGUCAAGGAGCCCAUCGGGGCUGACCCUGCCAGCGUGCAGAAGCAGAUCGACAAAGUAGAGGCACUUCGUGAUGACGUGAUGUUCCAUCACAAGGACGUGGAGAACGUCAAAGAGUCAGGCAGUGAAGUGAUUGAAGUACAGAAAGAGCUACGGCCAGACAUCACCAGAAACACAGACGACAUUGUCAGCCGCUACGAGGCCUUGCAGGCCCAGAUUGCCGAGCGGCUGGCUGCCCUGCAGCGGGCCCUGGCCCAGUGCAUGGAUGUCAAGGAGCAGCUGGACAUCCUGCUGCGCUGGCUGGACGAGGCCGAGCGCAACACCCACAAGAUGGAGAAGGGCACGCUGAUCGCCGUCAAGAGGGAGCCGCUACUGGAGAACAUGCAGGGCCAGAAGGUCAACUUCUCGGACAUCGAAAACCACCGGCCAGCCGUGGACACAGUCAACGUCAGUGCCCGGCAACUGAUCCAGACCAGUGAGCCAACCGAGGCCCGGCAGCUGCAAGGCAAGCUGGACGACAUCAACGAGCGCUACGGCCGCAUCCACGCCGUCACACUGCAGCACGGCGACUACCUGGAGGGUGUGGCCUACAAGCUGUCAGAGUUUGAGAGUGAGGUGGAGCAGCUGGAGGACUGGCUGCUGCCCACGCUGGAGCUGCUGGAAUCCAACGAGCUGACGCAGCAGGACCUGCCCGAGUUCGGCAGCAGGCUGCAGGACCUGAUCCGCCAAGCUGACAAAUACCGCCCGGCACUGAAGAAGAUCAAGCAGAUGGGGAAAGAACUGAUCGAGGACCCCAAAGCCAAGGACACGUCCCACGUCACUGCCAUCCUGACCAAUGUGGACUUCAACUGGAAGGCACUGGAUGACAUCCUGGCCAAGAGGAACAAGCAAUUUGAGGAGCUGACCGCCGCCAACAAGCGCUACGGCACCACGCGUAAGGACGUGACCUACUGGCUGGACACCACGGAGCGCCGGCUGGACCAGGUGCAGCCAGAAGCCCUGGACCUCAACACCAUCCAGGUUCAACUCAAGGAGCUCAAGCCCCUCCAGAAGGAGAUUGUGGGCUACAGGCCCAAGAUUGACGAGAACACCAAGACGGGCAACACCCUGGACACACUAACCAAGGAGGUCGCCCAACCCGUCCAGGCGUCACCCCACUACCGCUCCACGGAGCUGUCCGAAGUCACCAAGGACAAGACACUCAGGAAGCCCGAAGAACCGGUCCAGUUCCUGGGUGAGACCACCAUCCAGCGUGAGGUCAGUGAGGUCAUCCGUCGCUACGAUGACCUCCUCCGCCGCAUCCAGAUUGCCCUGGAUGACCUGACGCUGUCGGAGCAAUGGGUGGAGCAGCACGCCGCCCUCAAGACCUCCCGGGACUGGGUGACCAGCUCGGAGGCCAAGAUGGAGAAGACACGACCCAUCAGCAACGAGAUCCAGCCGCUGACCAAGGAGAUCGAAGUCUUCAGGGGUGUGCAUAGCGACAUCCGCAGCCGCCAGCCCCAGAUUGCAGAUGUGGUGACCAGCUCGGAGCAGUUCCUGCGCAAGAACCGGGAGCGGCUCUCCCCCAAGCAGCGGGAAGAGAUGGAGCGCCGCAUCGAGGACCUGCGCACCAACUAUGACACUGACUACAACCGGGUGGACGACUGGCUGAAGGAGGCCAUCGACCGGCUGAACCAACUCCAGAAGGAGUAUGAGUACCGGAUGCGCCUGGAGGGUCAGAUCAAGGAGAAGAGUCUGAGGCUGCAGGAGCUGUUGGACUGGCUGACCAAGGCCGAGCAGGCCCUGGGGGCAGAGCAGCCACUCAGCGAGCAGUCACAGCCACUCACCAAGCAGUAUAGCCAGCACAAGCCACUGCACGAUGACAUCCAGGCUCACCAACAGCCCAUCCUUCAGUGCAUCGAGGACAUUGAGCAGCUCUUCAGCAUCUUUGGCGACAACAUCCCCGCCGCAGACCGCACCCGGCUGCGAGACGGCCAAGGCCAGCUGAACUCUCGCUACGAGAAUGUGCACAGCGCCAGCCACGACCGCAUCAAGAAGCUGAAUGCAGCCAUCGAGGACAUCAACAAGCUGGAGGCCGACUCAGCCGAAUUUGCUGACUGGCUGCGGGCUGCCGAGCAGCAGAUGGACACGGUGGAGAAGAACGUCGGCCAGGACCUGGAGACACUACGGAAGCAGUCAUCGGACCACGCGCAGUUCACUGACGACAUGAACGACCAGAAGGGAGACUUGAAGUUCCUGAACAAGGCCGGCCAGACCUUCCUGGACUUUGCCAAGGUCUAUCGCCAGGACCUCGCUACCUUCCGCGACAACACCCUGCCACGCCAGGUGACCCGUGCCUUCCAAGAGAGCCCCGAGACCAAUGUGGUCCGCAACCAGCUGAGCGACCUGAGCGGGCGCUUUGAGAAGCUGAAGCUGCGCUCGCUCAAGCACGGACGCACCCUGCAGGAGCUGCUGGAGAAGCACCGGGCCUAUGCCGAGCGGGUGGCCGCCACCUCGGGCUGGUUGGGUGGAGCGGAGAAGACACUGGAGACACUGCAGCGGGAGCCCGUGGGCGUUACCGCAGACGUCAUCAUCAGGCAGAUUGAGAAGGUCAAGACAUUCCACGAGGACGUGAUUGCUCAUGCCAGCGAUGUCGAGAACGUGAAGGACAAGGGCGAGGACGUCAUCAACAUCCAACCAGAAGUCAGACCAGUCGUGCAGAGAACCACAGGCGUGAUCGUGGACCGCUACAAGGCCCUGGAGGCCGGGGUCAACGACCUGCUGGAGAAGCUGCAGCAGGCCCUGAGCCAAACGCAGAGCGUGGAGGAGAACCUGGACAUGCUGCUGCGCUGGCUGGACCAGGCCGAGAAGAAGGAGCACACGCUGGAGAAGGGGACGGUGAUCGAGGCCCGCCGGGAGCCCGUGCUGGAGCAGAUCGAGAACACCAAGAUGCUAGAAGAUGACAUCACCAACCACCGGCAGGCCAUCGACAACGUGAAUGUGGCCGCCCAGCAGUUGAUGAAGACCAAGGACCCCAAGGACGCCCAGCUGAUCCAGGCCAAGUUGGACAGCGUUAACACCCGCUACACCACAGUGGACUCGGCCACCCGCAACCACAGCCAGGGGCUUGCCAGCCUGUCAGACAAGCUGGCCGAGUUUGAGCGGGAGGUGGACGACCUGGAGGACUGGUUACUGCCAGACAUGGAGACGCUGGAGUCGCGGGAGGUCAUGACCCAGGACAACACAGAGGCGGUACUCAGGGAGAUCUCGCGCAAGUACGAGGGUCGCCAGCCACAGCACCAGAAGAUCCACCAGCUGGGCGAGGCGCUCCUCAGCAACCCCAAGGCCAACGACACCUCCUACAUCACGGCCGUGCUGAAGAAUGUGGACCUGAACUGGAACGACUUUGACGAAGUCCUCAACAAGAGGAACAAGCAGCUGGAACAGAAGCAGGAAGCGGCCAAGAAGUACGGCAACAGCCACCGCGACGUGACCGGCUGGCUGACCGACACCGAGCGCCGAUUGAACCAGCUCCAUCCGGCCGGCCGCGACCUGAAGACCGUGCAGGCACAACUCAAAGAAGUCCUGCCAUUCCAGAAGGAUGUGGCCGACUACAAACCCAACAUGGACAACCUGAACAAGCUGGGCCACGGCUACGACGCGGUGGUGCGGGAGGUGGAGCAGCCUGCCUACAAGCAGCCCCACAGCCGCUCUACCCAGGUGGGGGAGAGGAAGAAAGGAGAUGCCCGCCUCACCCCGGCCAAGGGGUUGGCAAGGGACACCCGACCCAAGCCCACAGACCUGGACAGGAGCGGACUGAUGGAAGAGACAGAAACUCAGCGUCAGCUGGACAGUGCCAACAAGCGCUACAAUGAUCUGAAGGUCAAGAUUGACUUCCGGCUGGAUGACCUGCGCCUGGCCGAGCAGUACAUUGAGCGGGACAGUGCCGUCAAUGAGCACCUGACCUGGGUCACAGCAACCGAGACCAACCUAGAGAGGAUGAGACCGUCCACCAUGGACAUCGAGCCGCUGGAGAGGGAGAUCGACGAUUUCCAGACCCUCUGCUCCCAGAUCACGGUCAAGAAGUCGCCGGUCAACGAGUCCUAUCUGAAGAGCACCCAGUUCCAGCAGGACCACCGCGACAAGCUGGGCUAUGACCAGCAGGAGGACCUGAACCAGAAGACGGUCAACCUGCGGGAGACCUACGACCGGCUGGACCUGCGCUCCCAGGACUGGCUCAAGGCGGCCCAGGAUGACCUGGCCCGGCUCAAGAGGGAACGGGACGAGAGACUUGCCCUGGAGGAGAGACUCCGCCGGCAGCUGGCGGCCCUGAUGAACCUCCUGGACUGGGUGGCCGAGGCCGAGAGGCGACUGGGCUCCGAGCAGCCCAUGAGCGACGAGGUCAAGCCGCUGACUGGACAGGCCAGGGAACACCAGGUGCUGCACGACGACAUCCUGGCCCACCAGCAGCCUGUGGCCCAGGAGAUCCACGGCGCCAAGCAGCUCCUUGACGAGCACGGCACCCGGCUGCGGCCCGAGGACCGCAGCCGGCUGGAGGACAUUGCCGGCGAGCUGAAGGACCGCUACGACGUGGUUUACGUGGAGUCGCAGACCAGGCAGAACAAGCUGCAGGGCGUGCUGCCCGACCUGGAGAAGUUUGCCUUCGAGCGGGACGACACAGACCGCUGGAUCAAGGAGGGCACGCAGCAGCUGCAGCAGGCCAAGCGCAGCAUCGGCACGGACUUGCCCACACUCAAACAGCAGCUGUCGGAGCAGGACCAGUUCAACGAGCGGAUGGUGGCCGAGGGGGCAGAUGUACGCUACCUGAACAUGAGCGGCAACAGGAUCUUAGAUGUUGCUAAGACCUACCGCAAGGACCUGGAGAACUUCCGCACCACCGUCCUGCCACCCAAGUUUGCUAAGACCUUCCAGGAGGCUCCCGAGCCUGCCUGGCUGCGCGACAACCUGAUGGACAUAAACUUCCGCUACAACGAGAUCAAGGCCCAGGCCACAGAGUUCACCCUGACCAUGCGUGACCUGGUGGACAAGCACCAGAAGUUCCAGGACGCCUGCGCCCCCUUGCCGCCCUGGAUGGAGAAGACGGAGAAGGUGCUGGCCAAGGUCGUGCGGGAAGCCAUCAGCGCUGAGCCGGCCGGCAUCAAGAAGCAGAUCGAGGAACUCAAGACCGUGAGGAUGGACGUCAUCCAGCACUACAGCGAUGUGGAGAAGGUCCGAGAUACCGGUGACGACCUUGGCCAGGCCCACGUGGCUGUCAAGCGUGACACCGACUACAAAGUCGACGAGAUCGUCAAACGUUACCAGGCCCUGCAGGCCACCAUCGACGACCGGCUGGAGGUCCUGCGGGACGCGCUGACCGCCGCCCUGGACCUGCAGGACCAGCUGGACCUGCUGCUGCGCUGGCUGGACCAGGCUGAGAACGAUGUGCACAAGCUGGACAAGGGCACCCUGCUGGUCAUUCAGAAGGAGCCCCUGCUGGACAACAUGGAGGCCCAGAAGGCUGUCUUCAAGGACAUCGAAGACCACAAGCCCACCAUUGACACAGUCAACCGCCUGGCAGCCACCCACGUCCAGACCAAAGACCCUGAGGAGGCCAAGCUGAUCCAGACCAAGCUGGACAGCAUCAACCAGCGCUACGCCGCCGUGCGGGAGGCCACCAUGGACCACGGCCAGGUGCUGCGCUCGCUGACGGACCGGCUGGCCGACUUUGAGCGGCAGGUGGACGAGAUGGAGGAGGAGGUGCUGCCGCAGCUCAAAACGCUGCAGUCCAAGGAGUUCAUGCGCAAGGACAUCCCCGUCAUCAGCAGCAACCUCAAGAGCAUCAAGCAGAAGCUGGACAACCAGCGGCCAGUUAACAAACGCAUCCACCAGCUGGGCGAGGAGCUGAUCAGCGACCCCAAGGCCAACGACACCUCCCACGUCAAGGCCAUCUUGGCCAAUGUGGACGUCAACUGGGCCGCCCUGGACGAGAUGGUGGCCAAGAGAUCCAAGCAGCUUGACGACCUGCAGGACGCCAGCAAGAAGUACAACAGCAUCCACAAGGACACCAACUUCUGGCUGGACGGCAUGGAGCGACGCCUGCAGCAGGCCACGCUGACGGCCCGCGACUCGGGCGCCAUCAAGGCCAAGAUCAAAGAGCUCAAGCGGGGUCCUGAAGCAGAGGAGUUUGGAUACGCAGAUGAGGAACACAAACUGCCCAAAUCAGUCAGCAAGCCCCUGCUCCAAGAGGUGGACGACUAUGAGCCUAACAUCAUCAACACCAACACUAUCGGCAAGGACCUCGACCGGCUGAUCAAGGAUGUCUCCUCCCCGGUCUCCAGCAAGCCCCACUACUUCUCCACCCGGCAAGGCCAGGGCGAGCCAGCUGUGCCCGGCAUCCCAGAUGAACCUGACGAAGAGUUCAGAGGUGAGACCCCCAUCCAGCAGGAGCUGGACGAGGUCAACCGGCGCUACGAGGCCCUGCGCAAGCAGCUGCGCAUCUCCCUGGACGACCUGGAGAUCGCCGACCGCUGCGUGGACGAGACUCUGAACGUCCAGGACAAUCUGGACUGGAUCAGCGCUGUGCAGGUCAAGCUAGAGCAGACCAGGCCCCGGGCCACCGAAAUCCAGCCGCUGGCCGAGGAAGUCAUGCUCUUCCAGGAAGUGGCCUCAGACGUGGAGAGCAAGCGGCCGGACAUCAGCGACACCCUGAGCAAGGUCAGCCACUUUGACCGGGAGUACGGUGAGCGGCUCAACCCAGAGCAGCGCGAGGUCCUGAACGAGAAGGUGGGCCAGAUGCGGGUCGACUACGAGCAGGCAGCCCAGAAUGCCAAGGACUGGCUGAAGGAGGACGUGGCCCGGCUGGAGAGGCUGCGACGGGAGGAGGAGGAGAGGAGACGCAUCGAGGCCCUGAUGAAGGAAAAGCUGAUAGUCUUGCUGGAGUUGAUGGACUGGAUCACCCAGGCCGAGGAAGCUCUGGGCUCCGAGCAGCCCGAGGCAGAGAGGUCCCAGCCCCUGGCAGCCCAGCUGGACAGCCACAAGGUUCUUCACGCAGACAUCACUGCUCACCAGCAGCCUGUCGCCCAGUGCGUCCAGGAUGUGGAGGCCUUCCUCAAGCAGUACGGCGAACGCAUCAGCCGUGACAACGCCUCGAAGCUGGCCGAGGGCAAGGACAACCUCAAGUCACGUUACGACGUGGUGCUGACCCAGUCUUACAACCGGCUCAACACCCUGGUGCCGGCCCUGGAGGACCUGGGCAAGUACGAGAAGGACGCCACAGGCUUCGAGGACUGGCUGCAGGAGGCAGACUCCUCGCUGCGGGAGCUGGUGGAGCAUGUGGGCACGGACUACCCGACGCUGAGGGGACAGCUAGACGAGCACCGGGUCUUCACCGAGGACCUGAAUGACCAGAAGGGCGACCUGAAAUUCAUCAGCAUGAGCGGCCAGAAGUUUGUGGAUCAGUCCAAGGCCUACAGGAAGAUGCUGGCUGACUUCCGCACUGACGUCCUCUCCCGCCAGUUCAACCGCAACUUCCAGGAGGACCCUGAGCCCACCAUCAUCCGGGAGCGGACGGCCGCCGUCCACGCCACAGUGGACAACCUGCGGACCCGGUCCCAGGCCCAUGGCGCCCGGCUGAGGGAGCUGGCCGAGAAGCACCGGCUCUACAACGAAGCUGUCGGGGUGUUCUCCACCUGGCUGCCAGACGCCGAGGCCAAGCUGGGGAGGCUGGAGCAGGAGCCAAUCAGUGCCGAUCCCAUCACCAUCCAGAAGCAGAUAGACCGCAUCCAGGACUUCACUGAUGAUGUGGUGGCCCACGCCAGUGAUUUGGAGAAGGUCAAGGACACGGCCACCGACCUGACCGAUACCCAACCGGAGACUAAACCCCAGGUCGACCAGACAACAGCCGACCUGAAAGAGCGGUACGAGGACCUGCUGGCCCGCCUGAAGGCCCGGCUGGCCCAGCUCCAGCAGGCCCUGGCCGACUCGCAGAGCCUGCAGGAGCGUCUGGACCUGCUGCUGCGCUGGCUGGACCAGGCCGAGCGUGACGUGCACAAGAUGGACAAGGGCUCCGUCAUCGCCGCCAAGAAGGAGCCGCUGCUGGAGAACAUCGAAGAGCACAUGCUGAUCCACACUGACAUCGAGGCCCACAAGCCGGCCGUGGAGUCCGUCCAGCGGGCUGCCGCCCAGUACCUGGAGACGUCCAAGCCCAGCGAGGCCAAGAUCGUCAUGUCCAAACUAGACAGCAUCAACAGCCGCUAUGGCCAGGUGGCUGAGGUGACGGACCGGCACGGCGACCAGCUACGGCUGCUGCAGAGCAAGCUGACCGACUUUGACCGGGAGGUGGACCAACUGGAGGACUGGGAGAUGCCGGUCAUCGAGGCGCUGGAGGGGCGUGACCUGAUGAGGAUGGACAUGAACCAGCUGAGUCGCAAACUCAAGGACUACAGGAGCCAGCUGGAGAACCACCGGCCCCAGUACAAGUUGAUCCACCAACUGGGUGAGGACAUUGUCACCAAGACCAAGGCCAAAGACACCAGCCACAUCAAUGACGUGCUCAGCAACGUGGACACCAACUGGAAGACGCUGUCCAACCUCCUGGAAUUGAGGGAGAAUCAGCUGGAUCAGAAGCAGCGAGCCACGGCCAAGUACAACGAGGGCUACCGUGACACCAGCGGCUGGCUGACCGGCAUGGAACGCAAGCUGAGCCAGCUUCAGCCCGUGGCCAUGGACGGCAAGACGCUGGACAGACAGGAGAAGCAGCUCAAGCCCUUCCAAGUGGAGGUGGCCACCUACAAGCCCGUGGUGGAGGAGCUGAAUCGUGUGGGCAACGGCCUGGACGUGCUGCUGCGUGAGCUGCAGGUUCCCCUUGCCACCAAGCCCCACUACCGCUCCAGCCAGCUGAGUGGCACCAUGACCAGGGAGCAGAUGGAACAGCAGGAGAUCCAGGACCGCAUGGACAAGAGCAUUACCCAGCUGGAGGCACCGGAGGAUUCGGACAUCCAGCGCCAGCUCUCAGACACCAACCGGCGCUACGACGCCCUCAAGGUCAAGUUGGCCGACCGGCAGGAGGACAUUGACCUGGCCCGACUCUUCCUGGACCGACUGGGUGUGGUCAAUGACCGGCUGGACUGGUGCGCCACGGUGGACAACCGCCUGAUGAAGAAGAAGCCAACCAGCCGGGAGCUGGAGCCGCUCAAGAAGGAAUACUUCCAGUUCCAGGAUGUGCACGACAGCAUCGGCUCGAACAAGCCGGCCGUCCUGGAGACCAUCGUCAUGGGCGAGCAGUUCCUGCAGGAGAACCGUAGCCGCCUUUCGCCCGAGCAGCAGGAGGAGAUGCAGCACAAGAUUGACGAACUCCGUAUCUACUUCGACCAGGUGGAUGGCCGCAGCGACAAGAUCAACACGGACACCCAGCGCACCAUCGACCGACUGGAGAAGGAACUGGAGGAAGAGCGGCGCCUGCGCAAGCUGUACAACGAUUCUACCCAGUCAGUGGUGACUCUGACUGACUGGGUGACCGAAGUGGAGAAGCGUCUGGCAGCCGAGCAGCCCCAAAGCGAGGAGGUGCCUCAGCUAACCAAACAGACAACGGACCACAAGUCCCUCCAUACUGACAUCCUGAGCCGUCAGCAGCCCGUCAUGGAAUCCAUCCACACGGCCACUCAGCUCCUGGACCAGUACAACAACCGACUGAAGGACCAGGACAUGUUCAAGCUGCGCAACCUGGCCGAUGACCUCAAGGACCGCUACGACCAGGUGUUGGGCCAGUCCUACGGCAGGCAGAACAAGCUGUCCUCGCAGACGGAGGAGCUCAAGCGCUUCGAGGGUGACAGAGGCGAGAUGGAGACGUGGCUGACGGCCGCCGAGCAGACACUGGAGUCAUCCCAGCGCCAGGUGGGCACCACGCCAGAGGAGCUGGAGGCCCAGUACUCCCAGCAGAGAGCAUUCGCCGAUGACGUGGUGAACCACGGCGCUGACCUGAAGUACCUCAACAAGUCUGGGGAGAAAUUCUUGGACAGUGCUAACGGGUACCGGGAAGAGCUGGGUGAUUUCCGCACGGCCGUGCUGACCCGCGAGGAGCAGCGCGCCUUCCGUGAGAACCCGGAGACCAACCUGAUCCGCGACAACGUCGGCGUCAUCAAUGAGCGCUACGACAACCUGAAGGUGCGGACCAACGACCACACCAACCGGCUCAGCACCCUGCUGGACAGGCACCGCCGCUUCAACACCAACGUGCGGGGCACCGACCGCUGGUGCGACGAGACCCGGGUGGAGUUGGACCAACUCCUAGCCGAGCCCAUCGCCGCUGAGCAGGUCAACAUCCAGAGGCAGAUCAACGAGCUCAAGGCCCUGAAUGAUGACGUUGUCCUCCAUGGUAAAGAUGUCCAGGCCGUCAAAGACUCGGGCGAUGAGGUCAUCGACGUCCAACCAGAGAUCAAAGAAACCGUCAACCGAACCAAAGCCGGCAUCCAGCAGAAGUACGACGCAUUGGAAGGCGACAUCGCUGACCGCAUGCGCAGGCUGCAGAAGGCCCUGGCCGACAGCCAGUCAGUCCAGGAGAGCCUGGACGGCCUGCUGAAGUGGCUGGAGGACAAGGAGAAGGCCCUGCUGCACAUGGAGAAAGGAACAGCCAUCGUGGUCAAGAAAGAGCCGCUGGUGGAGAACCUUCAGGAGUACAGGCUCCUGGAGAAGGACAUCGAGAACCACCGCCCAACCAUUGACCGCGUUCUGCGCUCCACGGCCGACGUGAUCCGCCAGCUCAAGCCGGAGGAGAAGGCUAUCUACCAAGACAAAGUGGACAACUUCCAGGACCGCUUUGGCGACCUUACGACCUCGCUCAAGAGGCACGGCGAGCUGCUUCAGACACUGUCAGCCAAUCUGGUGGACCUGGAGAAGCAGCUGGACACCCUAGAGGAGUGGCUGGUGCCCCUGCUGGAGGAGCUGGAAGGGGCCGAGUUCAACCGUAAGGAGAUCCCCGAGCUGGACGAGACACUGCAGUUCAUCUCCCAGGACGUUGAGAGCCACCGUCCGGAGUAUCACACCAUCCAUGACCUGGGCGAGCAGCUGAUGAAGCACCCCAAGGCUGGUGACACGUCCUUCGUCACUGCCGUCCUCACCAACCUGGACCAGAACUGGCAGUCCCUGGACGACGUGCUGGCCAAGCGACUCCAACAGCUAGAGGACAGGCAGGUAGCCACCAAGCGCUACCAGAGCCGGGCCAAGGAGACCAACUUCUGGCUAGACAACAUGGAGAGCAAGCUGAGCAAGCUGGACCUGACGGUGCAGGAGGCCAAGGCCGUCGACCUCCAGAUACAGCAGCUCAGGCCACUGCAGCGAGAGAUCACUGACUACCGGCCCAAGAUCGUGGAGGUCAACAAGGUCGGGGCAGCCCUGGACAACCUGAUCCGAGAGGUGAUGGCCCCCGUGGAUGCCAGACGCCACUACUGGUCCUCCCAGAUCGGUGCUCAGCUUCAGACAGACUGGCAGCCACAGAAGGCCAAGCCCAGGGAGCCGGCCGACCAGGUGGACAAAGGCUUCCUGGAAGAGGACACAGAAGUUGAGAAGGAACUGGAGAUCAUCAACCGUCGCUACGAUGACCUGGAUCGCCACCUGACGGAUGUGCUAGAGGACCUGCGCAUCGUCCGCCUCUGGGCCGACAAGGUGGAGUCAGUCCAGACCAUGCAGGAGUGGGUGAACUCGGUGGAGGUCCGACUGACGGAGACCAAGCCGACCAGCCAGGAGCUGAUGCCACUCAGCAGGGAGCUGGAGAAGUACCAGCCUGUCCACACAGAGGUGACCGACCACCGCCCCAUCAUCCUGGAGGUGGUGCACAGCGCCGAGCAGUUCCUGCGUGACCACCGUGACCGGCUCUCCCCAGAGCAGCAGAACAAGCUGAAGCUGAUGACCAACGACCUGCGCGGCACCUACGAGCAGGUGUCAGUCAAGAGCAACGACUGGCUGAAGGAGGCCCAGCUGCUGAUAGAGACGCUCAAGUCACAGGAGGAUCAGCAGGUGGAGAUCGAGGACAAGCUGAACGCCGUCAUGAAGUCCCUGACAGACCAGCUGGAGUGGGUGACGCAGGCUGAGAGACGCCUGGGUUCGGAGCAGCCACUUAGCGAGGAGUCACAGCCCCUGUUGUCACAGCAGCAGGACCACAAGGUCAUCCACGAUGACAUCCAGGCCCACCAGAACCCGGUGCUCCAGGCCAUCCAGGAAUGCCAGUCGCUCCUGCGCCAGCACACCCAGAACCUGCGGCCGGAGGACCAGACCAAGUUGACGGAGCUGCAGUCGGAGCUGCGCGCCCGCUACGAGGCCCUGUCGGCCGAGUCCCUGGGCCACACCAACAAGCUGCGCUUCGCCGCCGAGGACCUGCCGAAGCACGAGGAGGAGGUGUCAGACUUCGAGGACUGGCUGCUGUCAGCUGAGCAGACACUGGAGUCAUCAUUGGCCAGCAAGUCCAAGGCGCCCGACGCCCUCAAGAAGGAGUAUGGCCAGCAGCGGGCCUUCACUGAGGACGUGAUCGCUCACGCCGCCGACUUGAAGUUUGUGGUGAAGGGUGGACAAAAGUACCUGGACUCCGCCAAGGUUUACCGCCAAGACCUGGCUGUCUAUCGAGACGCUGCCCUACCCCGCCAGUUUACCCGCUCCUACACUGAGAACCCUGAGACCAACAUCAUCUCCAACAAGCUGGCAGACAUUGGCGGCCGCUACGAGCGGCUGAAGGCGCGCAGCACGGAGCACACCGCCCAGCUGCGGGAAGUGGUGGAGAAGCAGCAGCGUUUCAGCGACCUGGCUGACAAUUUUGCCAGCUGGCUGCAGGAGAAGGAAUCCACACUGAAGUCAUACCUGAGGGAGCCCAUUGGGGCUGACCCCGCCACCGUGCAGAAGCAGAUCGACCGACUCAAGAUUGUGCGCGACGAGGUGGUCCUUCACCUCAAGGACAUUGAGAAGACUAAGGAAGCGGGACGGGACCUGGCAGACGCCAAGCCCUCGCUGCAGGCAGACAUCGACAAGCAAAUCAAUGAACUCCAGCGUCGCUACAACGACCUGGACGGACAGAUCAAGGACCGCAGCCAGCAGCUGCAGAAUGCCCUGACCCAAUCGCAGGACAUCCAAGACAGCCUGGACAGCCUGCUGCGCUGGCUGGACGAGGCCGAGCGGGACGUCCACAAGAUGGAGAAGGGCACGGUGCUGGUGGUCAAGCGCGACCCACUGGUGGAGAACUUGCAGAAGGAGAAGGUGGUGGAGGACGACAUCAUCAGCCACCAGCCCAGCGUGGACACCAUCAAUCAGUCGGCCAGCAACCUGAUCAAGACCAGCGAGUCCAAGGUGGCCAAGACCCUGCAGUCCAAGCUGGACGCGCUCAACGCCCGCUACUCCAAGGUCAGCCAGGCAGCCGACCGGCACGGCCAGAUGCUGCAGUCCAUGUUCGAGCAGCUCAACAGCUUUGAAGCGGAGGUGGACCAGUUCGAGGACUGGGUGCUGCCCACGGUGGACGCCCUGGAGUCGCGGGAGAUCAGCCGCAUGGACCUGAACGAGUGCGACAAGAAACUCAAGACAAUCAAGCAAAAGCUCAGCGACCACCGCCAGGCCCACAAACGCAUCCACCAGCAGGGAGAGCAGCUGGUGCGAGACCCCAAGGCCAACGACGCAUCCUACAUCACGGCUGUCCUGACCAACGUGGACGCCAACUGGCGCACGCUGGAAGAACUGCUGGUCAAGAGGAGCAAGCAGCUGGAUGCCAAGAUGAAGGCUUCCAAGCGCUAUGCCCAAGCCAACAAGGACACCACCAACUGGCUAGAUACCAUGGAACACAAGGUGGCCCAACUACAGCCAGUUGCCCACGACAUUGUCACCCUCAACACACAGAUAGAGCAAGUCAAGCCACUGAAAGCUGACGUGGUGGCUUACAAACCCAAGAUUGUGGAGGUCAAUAAGUACGGCCACAACCUGGACAAGCUCCUGCGCGAUGACGACAUGGCCAUGACCAUGCGGCCCCGCUACCGGUCACUCCAGAUAGGCACCGCGCCCAUGAGUGAGCAGCCACGCAAGCUCUAUGAUGCUCCUGACGUGAGCGAGUACACCGGAGAAGAGGAGACCAAGAUCCAGCGAGAGCUGACUGACAUCAACAAGCGCUACGAGGCCCUGAAGGUCAAGCUGGGCGAUCGGGACGAGGAGCUGGAGCUGGGCAAGGCCUACCUGGAGAAGAGCGGCAACAUGAGCGGCCUGAUGGACUGGGUGACAGUCACCGAUGCCCGGGUGGUGGAAUCAGCACCCAGGAGCAACGACAUGGACGAACUGAACACAGAGCUCAAGACCAGCAAGACGUUGCACUCCGACAUCGACAGCAACAAGGUAGCCAUCCUGGAUGCCAUCCACACCACAGACCAGCUGCUGAAGGACAAGCGUAGCAAGCUGACACCCAAGCAGGUGGAGGACCUGCAGCAGCGCAGCAAGGACUUGCGGGGACAGUACGACCUGCUGACCCGGCGCUCUGAGGACGUCUGCAAGCAGACAGAGGACACCCUGAACCGGAUGAGGAUCGAGAUGGAGGAACGGGUGAGGCUGAAGACAGACUUUGAUCAGCUGACCACUGAGCUGAAUGACCUACUGGACUGGGUGACCAAGGCAGAGCACCAGCUGGGAUCAGAACAACCACUCAGCGAGCAGACCAGGCCCCUGAAUGACCAGUACAACAAGCACAAGACUCUUCACGAGGACAUUGUGUCACACCAGGGCCCUGUUCUGGAGACCGUCCAGGAGGCCAAACAGCUCCUCAAACAGCGCGGUGACAAGCUGGCUGAGGAUGACCGCGCUGCCCUGCGCAGCGCGGCCGACUCGCUCAAGGCCCGUUACGAGGCCGUCAACGUGCAGUCCAACACCCGGCUGAGCGCUCUGCGCUUUGCCACCGAUGACCUGCAGAAGCUGGAGCCGGAGAUCGGCGAGUUUGAGGAGUGGCUUCGCACCACUGAGCAGCAAUUGGAGUCUUCGCUGCGUAAGAUCGAGACCGACCCAGAUGCCCUGCGAGACCAGUACACCGCUCAGCGGGAUCUGACGGAGGACGUGCUGACCCACGGCGCCGACCUGAAGUUUGUCAACAUGACAGGACAGGCGUUCAUCAACAACGCCAAGACUUACCGUGAAGAGCUGGCCGACUUCCGCACCACUGCCCUCCCCCGCCAGUUCAGCCAGACCUUCAGCGAGGCGCCCGACUCCCACGUCCUGCGCGACAAGCUGGGCAACUUGAAUGGCCGCUACGAGCGCCUCAAGGCCCGCUGCCUGGGCCACCGGGACCGGCUGGCCACCGUGCAGGAGAAGCAGCAGCGCUACCGCAGCGAGGUGGAGCCCGUCCUGCCUUGGCUGGAGACAUCCUACGUCACGCUGGGCAGGAUGAUCAAGGAACCGGUGGCUGCAGAGCCAGAUGCCGUCAAGCAGCAGAUUGAGCAACUCAAGGCCUUCAGCGACGAUGUCCUCCUGCACAGCAAGGACAUUGACCGAGUCAAGGACUCCGGCAAGGAACUGUGCGAUGUCCAUGAAGAUGUCAAAAAGGAUGUGGCCAAACAGACCCGUGAUGUGAGCGAUCGCUACAGCCAGCUGGAGUCCAUGAUUGCUGAGCGCAGCAACCUCCUGCAGACAGCACUGACCGAGUCGCACAGCGUCCAGGAGGGGCUGGACAGCCUGCUGGCCUGGCUGGACAACACAGAGGCCACGCUGGACCGGCUGCAGAACCGCACCACGGUCACGCUGCGCCGGGAGCCGCUCAACGACCAGAUGCAACAGUACAAGAAACUGGUGGCAGAUGUGGAGGCCCACAAGCCCAGCAUCGACAACGUCAACAAGUCGGCAGGCAAACUGCUCCAGACCUGCGAGCCCUCAGUGGCCCGCGCCGUCAAGUCGCGGCUGGACGACCUCAACUCGCGCUUUGCCGCCCUAGAGAAGCCCGCCCGGGAUGGCUGCGACUUCGUGCAGCUGCUGACUGACCGGCUGAACCGCCUGCAGGACGAGGUGGACAAGCUGGAGGACUGGCUGAUCCCGGCCCUGGACUCGCUGGAGGCACCCGAUGUGAACAGGAUGGACGUCUCAGAGCUCAGCGGUGUCCUGAAGGACGUACAAGACCAGAUGGACCGACAACGGCCCCAGUAUCAGCUGAUCCACCAGCUGGCCAAUGAGCUGACCAGCGAGAGGAAGGUCAAUGACCCCGGAGCGGUCAAGCAUAUUGUCCGCAACGUGGACGACAACUGGAAUGCCCUGAUUGAGCUGCUGCAGUUCAGGCAAAAGAUGUUGGAGGAGCGUCGCCAGGCCCAGAAGUUGUACAACGAGAGUCUGAAGGACGUCAGCACCUGGCUUAUAGGCAUGGAGCGGCGCUUCAACCAGUUCCAGCCCGUUGCCAAGGACAUGGAGACCAUCAAGACACAGUACGAUGAACUCAAGCCCAUGCGACGCGAGGUGGUGGAGUACCGGCCCAACGUGGACCAACUCAACGACCAGGGCACCCGGUUGGACACCCUGAUGCGGGGCAUCACCGCUGCCCCGACCCGCCCCCACCGACGCUCAUCCCAGAUCAUCACCUCCACCCCCAAGCCCGACCAGGCACCUGCCAAACGGGCCCGCGCCAAGAAACCAUUCGAGGAGGCCAACAUCAGCGGCCUGAUCGAAGAGGAGUCUGAGAUCCAACGCCAGCUGGCUGACAUCAACCGGCGCUACAACGCCCUGGACGUCAAGAUUGACGACCGGGACGACGAGCUAGACACGGCGCUGGCACUGGCCGACCGCACCAAGCCCGUGGAGGACCUGCUGGACUGGGUGACCACCACCGAAGUCCAGAUGGCCCAAGCGCCGCCCCCACCAGGGCUAGACCCGCUGGCCGAAAUGGAAGAGGAGCUCAAGGCCAUCCAGGCCGUGGAGGAACAAGUCAACUUCACCCAGGCGCCCGUGGUGGAGGCCUCGGCCGGCGCCCUCAACCUGAUCAACGAGAAGGCCAAGAAGCUGCGGCCUGAGCAGCAGGAGCAGCUGCAGAGCAAGAACAACGACCUGAAGACGCGCUACGACAAGCUGGCCACCGACGUCAAGUCCCGCAAGCAGCACCUGGAGUCCAACAUCAGCCAGAUGCGAACCCAGCAGGAGGAGCAGUCUGCCAUGAGUCGUCGCCUCAAGGACGUCGGAGGCGCACUACAGGAGAACCUGGACUGGCUGACGCAGACAGAGCAGAAGCUGGGAGCUCAGCAGCCAAUCAGUGAACAGAUCAGGUCGCUGACCAGCCAACUGGACAGACACAAGGUACUGCGUGAUGACAUUGUGGCCCACGACCAGCCCAUCAACCAGACAGCAAGUGACGUCCAGCACCUCCUGCGUGACUUCGGCGGCAAGCUGCGGCGCGAGGACGAGUCCUUCCUGCGGGCAGGCCUAGACGAUCUCCGGCCCCGCUAUGACGAGGUCAACCGCCAGUCGCUCACUCGCCAGAACAAGCUGGAGUCGGCCCUGGACGACCUGGAGAAGUACCGGGAAGAGUUUGACGAGCUGGAGGAGUGGCUUAGGGAGGUGGAGAAGACGCACGAUGCCCUGCAGCGGGCACCCGGCCGCGACCUGGCCGCACUGAAGAAGCAGGUGGAAGAGGAGAAGCGCAUCAUGGAAGAGGUCAGCGACCACAAGGGCGACCUCAAGUUCAUCCAGAGGUCGGGUCACAAGUUCCACGACAAUGCCAAGAACUACCGGGACUCACUGACGGACUUCCGCAUGUCCACCCUGCCGGCCGACUUCAACCGCACCUUCGCCGAGGCACCCGACUCCAACGUCAUCCGGGAUGAGAUCGCCGACGUCUACGACCGCUACAAUAAGUUGCGGACAGGCAGCCGGGCCCACUACAAACACCUGAAGGAGCUGACAGACAAGCAGAACAAGUACAGCAACUCGUGCGCGGUGGUGUUGCCCUGGGUGAACGAAGCCUACCACAAGCUGAGCAAGGAGCUGCAGGAGCCCAUCGCUGCCGAGCCCGAGAACGUCCGGGCGCAACUGGAGAGAGUCAAGAAACUUCACGAUGACAUUGUGCUGCACACCAAGGACGUGGGCAAGUUCAAGGAGUACGGCAAGGAUCUGGCCGAUUCCCAGGACACCGUCAAGGACGAGGUCUUGGCAACCAUCCGCGACGUCUCGGAGAAGUGCAGCUUCAUGGAGUCCCAGCUAGCUGAGCGCACCAACCAGCUGCAGAGCACCCUGGCCCACUCCCACAGCGUGCAGGAGGGCAUUGAGGGCCUGCUGCGCUGGCUGGUUACAGCCGAGAAGAACGCCAGCCAAGUGGUCAACAGCCCAGUCUCGGCCAAGAAGGAGGCCAUACUGGAGAUGAUGCAAAAUCAGAAGUACGUCAUGACUGACAUCGACAGCCACAAGCCCACAGUGGACGCACUGAACGAGACGGCAGCCAAGCUGAUCAAGUCCAGCGACCCGGCCGAAGCCCGCCAGACCCAGGCCCGGCUGGAUGACGUCAACACCCGCUAUGCCAAGCUGAGCAGCAGCGUGCGCAAACACGGCGACUACCUGAGUAAGCUGAUGGGCAAACUGUCACAGCUGGAGGAUGAAGUAGAGACGUUCGAGGACUGGCUGGUACCGUUCAUUGACCGACUGACGUCCAAGGACCUGGGCCGCAUGGACCUCCUGGAGCUAGGCACCCGCUUGCUGGACAUGCAGCGUGACAUUGACAACCACCGCAGCCAGUACCAGGACAUCAAGGUGCUGGGCAGCGAGGUGACCCGGGACCCCAAGGUCUCGGACAAGACCCGGGUGGUGGACAUGCUGGCCAACCUGAACAAGAACUGGGAGUCGCUGGAGGGACUCAUGCAGAAGAGGAACCGGCAGCUACAGGACCGCCAGGAAGCCCACGACAAGUUCCAGGCACAGCUCAAGGCCGUCCUGGACUGGCUGGAGAAGUUUGAGGACCGGGUGGACCGCCUGCCACUGGUGGCCAUCGAACCCGAGACCCUGCAGCAACAAAUGGACGCACACCAGCCACUCCAGACAGAGUACGACAACUACAUGAACCGCGUCGACGACCUGAACCACCAGGGCAUCCAGCUGGAGUCGCUGACCCAGGACCCAGACCUGCCAGGCAUCAGCAAGACCUCGCCCAUCAAGCGCUCCAAGCUCUUCCUGUCCAUGCGCUCAGACACGCGCAGCUACGACUCCCGUAGCCUGAGCUCCUCCCGCCGCAGCUCCAUCGGCUCAGACCUGGACCAGAGUUCCUUCAUGCUGGACGACGGCCUGAGUGAGGUGCAGCGCCAGACGGCCGACGUGAACGAGCGCUACCAGCUGGUGGGCGACAAGCUGGCCGAACGCAAGUUUGACCUGGAGGGGGCGCUGGAGAAGGCCCAGGCCUACCGGGAUGAGGUGCGGGACUUCCUGACCUGGAUGGACAACGCCGAGGCCCAGCUCAAGACCGAGGUCACCCCAGGUGCCACCGCCCAGGAGGCCCAGAGGAACUUGCAAGAGCACCUGGUCUUUGCCAGUGAUAUCGAUGACCACUCCUCCAAUGUCUCCACCAUCCGAGGACUCGCUGAUGACCUGACCAUCAACAAGACCCACCAGCCGGGAGCUGACAACAUCCUGAAGCAGAUGUCUUCACUGGAGGAGCGAUGGAUCCGGCUCCAGGACAAGGCCAAGCUGCGCACCAAGGAGCUUGAGGGCGCCAUCAACAGCCUGACCGACUUCGAGCAGGCCUACACCCGCCUCAAGACAUGGCUGGGGGAGAAGGACAAGAUGACGGCGGUGCUGGGACCCAUCGGCAUCGAGCCGGGCAUCCUGCGAAACCAGAAACAGCAAGUGGAGGUCCUGCAAGACGAGUUUGCCGCCCACGAGGGCCAAUUGGACCACAUCAAGGAGGCCGGCCAGGCCAUCUUAGACAAGCAGGACCCGCGCGCCCGCCAGUCCUCGCCCGUCCAACAGCAAGUGGCCGAGAUCCAGCAGCUGUGGGAUGAGGUCAAGCGGCGGCUGGACGGCCGGGAGGGACAAGUGGAAGAGGUGCUGCGGGAGAGCGAGCGCUUCCACGACGCGCUGGCCGACAACUCAGACUGGCUGAUUGAGUUUGGCAACAAGAUCUCGGCGCUGGCGCCCAUCAGCGGCAACCCCGACGUUGUCCGACAGCAGAUGGAGGAGACAAAGACGCUACAGCGGGAAGCAGAGAGAAAGAAACCGGCCGUGGAGUCCAUGACGGAUGUCCACCGAGCACUGACUACUCUGAACCCAGAGACAACAGCCAAGGCUGAGGUCACCCUCAAAUUGGAAAGCAUCAAAACUCCCUACACAGAACUCUGCAGAAAACUGGAUGAGAGACAAGGAAAGCUGCAGGCUGCCCUCCUGCAGUCCAAGGACUUUGAAGACUCUUACACCAGCAUGCUGCAGUGGCUAGACACCAAGGACAGGGAGCUGACGUCCUCUAAGCCCAUCUCAGCCAAGCCCGAUGUCCUCAGAAGGCAGCUGGUGGAACAUGAGGAGAUACCCAAGGAGAUUGUCAAGCAGGUCUACACUUACGACCGCAUCAUCGAGAAGAUGAACGGCCUGAGCGAGGAGGCACCACCCGGCCCGGAGAAGUCGGCCCUGGAGCGCAAGCGUGAUGCCCUGGUAGCCAAGUGGGCCAGCGUGAAUGACAAGUCGGCGCAGCGGCAGGAGCGGCUGCGGGACUGCAGCGGCCGGGCCAAGCAGUACACGGAUGAGCUGCACCAGUUCCUGCCCUGGCUGCGUAGCGCCGAGGACCGGCUGGCCUCGCUGGGGCCGGUCACCAUGAAGCCCAACGUGGUCAAGCGGCAGUACGAAGUUGUCAAGCAACUUCGGGAUGACGUGGAGAACCACCGCGACCACCACAAGGCUGUCAACCAGACCUGCAAUGACUUGGUCAACAAGACGGACGUGGACCACCCCUUCGUCAAAGACCAGGUGUCGGAGGUCAACGACAGAUGGGAGAAACUCCAGAGAGAUGUCAACAACCAACUACGCGUCCUGGAGGACCUCAGCGACCGGCUGGGCAGCUUCCAGGAGAAUGUCAACCAAUCGCAGAGCUCGCUGGCCAACAUUGAGGAGAGGCUAGCAUCUCACGAUGCACUGGGCUCCAAGGACCCACGCAACCUGGAGAAACUGCAGAUGCUGCAAGACGAAAUGGAUAACAUCGAGCAGACAAUCGUGGUGGUCAAGGACCGCAGCAACGACCUGAUGGCAGCAGCGCCCUCGCACGCCGACACGGGCCAGAUCGUGGAUGAGGUGGACGGUGUGAACCGCCGCUACAGCCGCCUGAAGGCCAUGGUGGGCGAGAGGCGCAACCAGCUGGAGGUGGGCAACCAGGAAGUCCGUGCAUUCCAGUCACUGCUGAAUGACAUUGGUUCUCGUCUGACAAAGUCCGAGGAGCAACUGGAGAACUUCUCCCCAGUCGGCCGAGACAUGCCAAUCAUCAACACACAGAUCGAAGAAACACAGAAAUUCCAUGACGACCUGGAUGACAUCAAGAAGGCUCUCUUGGGAGCCGACAAGAACUUCCGCGACAUCAUCGACCGUGGCUACAUGACCGACCCAGACGGCUUCAGAGAUCAGCUGGACAACCUGAACAAGCGCUGGGCCCGCAUCCGGGAGCGCACCAACAACCGGCAGGGCGAGCUAGAGAAGACGGCCGGCCGGCUCAAGACGCUGCAGCAGAUCCUCCAGGACGUGGAUGAGAGCCUGGAGAAGGCGGAAGCCCAGCAGCGCAGCCAGCGGCCCGUGGGAGCUGACGUGGAGAUGGUCAAGCAGCAGAUGAAGGAGUUCAAGACCUACAUCAGAAACUACGUGGACCCACUGGUGACUCGAAUCCGUGAGGCCAACCGCGUGGGCCAGAGCCUGAUCCAGAGUGCUGCGCCCAGGGUCAGCACAACCAAGCUGGAGUCGGACCUGGAGGCCAUGAAUGACCGCUGGAACAAGCUGAAGACUGCAAACUCCGACCGGGAGGCCAAGUUGAACGAGGGACUACUGCGCUGCGGCAAGUUCCAGGAGGCCCUGAACAGCCUGAUGUCCUGGAUCGGCGAAACAGAGGAGCUGGUCACCCACCAGAAGGACCCAUCAUCCGACUACAAGGUGGUCAAGGCGCAGCUGUCUGAACAGCUGCUGCUUGACCGCCUGAUCACCGACCGUGAGCCCAGCGUGGAGGCCCUGAAGGAGAUGGGCGAGCAGCUGUCUCGGGUGUCGGAGCCCCAGGACCGCAUGCGCAUCCAGCAGCAGCUGACUGACCUGGAACGGCGCUGGCGGGCGCUGGUGGACUCAGUGCGGGACCGCCGCAAGAAGCUGGAGCAGACGGAGAAGACGGCCAAGGGCUUCCAUGAGCAGAUCGACCCGCUGGUGGAGUGGCUGGACAAGACAGAGCGCAGCCUGGCCCAGCAGGACCCGGUCAGCACGGAGAAGGCUCAGAUACAGCGCCAGAUACAGGAACAGCAGGCUCUAGCUGAUGAGGUCAAGCACAAGGCACCAGCCGUGGAGAAGGCCAAACGCAAAGGGGAGGAGCUGCAUGACCUCUGCGUGCCAGUGGAGCAGGAGGUGGUGCGCACCCGGCUGGACAACCUGGAGAGCCGGUACCAGGCCCUGGCUGACAAGACGGCCAGCAAGCAGGGCAAGCUGUCGCGGGCGCUGGCCAGCAAUGAGGUGUUUGGGGAAGGGGAGGCCUCCCUGCUGCGCUGGCUGACAGACACGGAGCGGAGGCUGGCCAAGCUGGAGCCCAUCUCCAUCUACCCGGAGCAGACCCAGCGACAGCUGAAGGAGCACAGGCAACUGCAUGAGAACAUACAAGGUCGUCGACCUGACAUCAACAAAGUACUACGAGAUGGCCAAGACCUACUGAAGCAGUGCACAGGCAAAGAGAUCAUCGACGUCCAGCAGAAGCUGGACUCCAUCCAGAACCGCUACGAGGACAUCUGUGGCAAGAGUGAGGACCACCUGAACCAGCUGCAGCAGGCAGUGCCCCUGACGCAGGAGUUCACCCGACUCCAGAGCGACACAGACAAGUGGCUGACCCAGGCCGAGAGAGAACUGCGCGGCUUUGACUCGUCAGCUAGCCCCGAGCAGCAGAAGGCCGUACAAGAGAAACUGCAACGCGAGAUCGACGAGCACCGCCUGGCCAUUGAAUCCCUGAACAGCAAUGGGGACAAACUGAUUGUCAUCAGCCCCGGCCAGGGCGCGGCCGAGAUCCGCCAGCAGUGCAGCGAAGCCAACACCCGCUUCAACGAGCUGUGUGCCCAGACCAAGGACAUAGAGUACAGGCUCAUCUCCAAGCUGGAGGGGGCACAGAAGGUGGAGCAGAACAUGGACAACCUGCUAACGUGGAUCAACGAGGCGGAGAGGACCCUCAACAACAAUGCCAAGGAGACAGUGGGAGUGGAUCCAGACGGUGUCAGGGAACAGCUCAAGAAAGCCAAGGGCUUGGACCGCGAGAUCAACUCCAAGAUGAGCCGAGUGCAGGACGUGAGCGGCGCCGCCGAGAUCCUCCUCCAGCAGACCUCGGACCCCACCCAACGCCGCCGGCUGGACGACCGGCUGAAGCAGCUCAAGCAGAAGUACGACACUCUGUCGGCGGCCAGCGCCGACCGUGUGGAGGUCCUGGAGGAGGCCCUGCCCCUGGCCCUGGCCUUUGAUGAGACCCACAACGAGUUGGCCAGCUGGCUGACUGACACAGAGGCUGAGCUGAAGGCCUUACGGCCACCGGGACUGGAUGCCGAGGAGAUCAAGAAGGAAGUAGACAAGAACAGGCUGAUGAGCCAGGCAGUCAACGAGAAGCAACAGUACGUCAACAAGCUGAACCGGAUCGCCCCCGAGCUGAGCAAGAUCAGCCCCGGGCCUGGUGCCCGGUCGCUGGACACCAAGGUGGACAGUGACAACCGCCGCUACGAUGACAUCAAACAAGACGUGGACAAGAGAGGCGAGAAGCUCUUUGACCUCCUGCAACGGACAAGCUCUUUCAUCGAGGAUCUGGACGGUACCUUGGAGCAGCUGAACAUCACAGCGGAGAAGCUGUCCCAGCCUGAGUCCAUCUCCUCGGACCCCGAGGUGCUCCGCAAGCAACGCAAGAAGCUGCAGCUGCUUCAAGACCAGGUGGAGAGUCAGAUGGAUGCAGUGGACCACAUGCGCAAAGCCGGCCAGGAUAUGAUCAGUGCGGCCUCAGCAGACGACCCCUAUGUCAGAGAGAUGCACAACAAGCUAGACCAGCUGGGCAACAAGUGGGAGACCAUUGUCCGGACGGCCAACCAGCGGGCAAGCAACCUGAUGGAGGCACUCAAUGCCGCCGAGGGCUUCUGGGUGGAGCUGAACAGCACCAACGCCACCCUGAAGGACAUCCAGGACCACAUCAGCAGCCAGGAGCCACCCGCUGUGGAGGAGAAGGCUGUGAAGGACCAGCAGGAGGUCCUGCAGGCCAUCAAGGAGGACAUCGACGCUGUCAACCAGGACCUAGAGAACACCCGGCAGUCGGGCAAGGAGCUGAUGCGGCUCUGCGGCGACGCUGACAAGCCCGAGGUCCAGAAGAACCUGGAUGACAUGAACGCCAACUGGGACACCCUGAACGCUGCCUACCGCAGCCGGGACGAGAGCCUGCGGGCCGCCACAGACCUGUCCAAGGCCUUUGAGGAUGGCAAGCGCAAGAUGGACGACUACAUUACGGAGGCAGAGGGCCGGCUUGAGGCCAUGCAGGCAGUGGGCACGGACCCGCAGACCAUCAAGACCCAGCUGGAAGACCUCAAGAAAUUCAAGCAAGACCAGGACCGUCAGAGCCCCAACCUGGAGCGUGUCAACCAGCUGGGUAACAAACUCCUCGCCCAGUGCACCUUUGAGAACCGCGAGGCACUGCAAGGCCCGCUCAGUGACCUGAACCGGCGCUGGAAGGCCUUGACAGAGCGCAGCUUCGACCGCCAGCACAAGCUGGAGGCCGGGCUGCUGGCCCUGGGCCAGCUGGAUUCCACAUUGGAUGAGCUGAUGGGCUGGAUGGACCGGGCCGACCGGGCCAUGCAGGACCAGAAGCCCGUCAUGGGCGACCCGAGACAAGCUGAGAUCGAGCUGGCCAAGCACAAGGUUCUCCAAAAUGACAUCAUGUCCCACCAGUCCAGCGUGGACUCGGUCAACCAGGCCGGCCGCAACUUUGUGGCCUCGGCCGACAACCGCCAGGUGGCCGGCGUGAUCAAGAACAAGCUGGACGACCUGAACGUCAAGUGGCGCAACCUGCUGAAGAAGAGCGAGGACCGGCAGCAAGAGCUGGAGGGAAGCCUGGGCGAGAGUAAAUUGUUUGGAGAUGAAGCCAACCGUCUCCUUCACUACCUGAAGGAUCUGGACGGCCAACUUUCAUCGGCCCAGCCAGUAGGCGGCCUGCCAGAGACCGCCAGAGAACAGCUGGAAAAACAUAACGACCUGAUGAAGCAGAUGGCCCGGGAGCAGUUGAACUACGACCGCCUGAUGGACACCGGCCGCCGUCUCCGCAGCAAGGCCGGCCCCGAGGCCGACCGCGAGGGUGGCAUUGGCCACACACUCUCCCAGCUGCAGAACAACUGGGAGAAUGCCAAGCAGAAGGCCAAGGACAGACAGACCAAGCUGGAGGACGCCCUGAAGCAGGCCCAGCAGUUCCAUGAUGCCCUGCAGUCAUUCAUCAGCUGGCUGACCUCGGCCGAGAAGACCAUGAAUGCUGCCAAGCCCCCCAGCACCGUGCUGGAAACUGUCAACCAACAGAUCGCAGAGCACAAGGACUUCCUGCGCGACAUCGCCACCAAGCGCGACACCAUGAAGGAGCUGGACCGCACCGGCACCCAGCUCAAGUACUUCAGCCAGAAGCAGGACGUCACCCUGAUUAAGAACCUGCUGAUCAGCGUGCAGAACCGCUGGGACCGCGUGCAGAACCGCUGCAACGAGCGUAGCCGGCAGCUGGACUCGGCCUUCAAACGCUCCAAGCAGUUUGCUGACCAGUACAAGAAGAUGUUUGACUGGCUGGAUGACAUUGAGAACAAACUGGACUCGGACAAGUCGAUUGGCAGCGACCCAGAGACACUUAAAGCCCAGCUUAGAAAACACAAGGAGCUGCAACGCUCCCUGGGCUCCAAGCAGCCGACCUACGACAGCACCCUGCGCGGCGGCCGCUCUCUCCGGGAGAAGAGUAACCCAGCGGACACCAAGGUCAUCAACACCAUGCUGACCGACCUCAAGGACAAGUGGGACACAGUCUGUGGCAAGUCGGUGGACAGGCAACGCAAGCUGGAGGAAUCCUUGCUGCACAGCGGCCAGUUCAAGGAUGCCCUGCAGGCCCUGCUGGACUGGCUGUACGAGGUGGAGCCCAAGCUGGACGAGAGCAACCCGGUCCACGGCGACAUCGACACCGUCAUGAACCUCAUGGAGGCCCACAAGAGUUUCCAACGUGACCUGGGUGGCCGCAAGAGCAGCGUGCGCUCAGUCAACAAGUCGGCCAAGGACCUGAUGGAGAAGUCGAGCGAGGACACCUCACACCUGAAGGCCAAGGUGCAGGAGCUCAACACCAAGUGGGACAAUGUCUGCCAGCUGAGCGUGGUCAAACAGGACCGCCUGGAGGAUGCCAUGAAGGAGGCUGAGGAGUUCCACGAGGCUGUGCACAUGCUGCUGGAGUGGCUAGCUGACGCUGAGCAGACCCUACGAUUCCAGGGACCACUGAGUGAAGACAAGGAGGUUAUCCAAGACCUGCUGGAGGCCCACAGGGACUUCAAGCUGAGAAUUGACACCCACGAGAGCCGGUUGAACGAGGCCUGCCAGUUGGGCGAAGUCAUCCUGACCAAGUGCCACCCGGACGCCGUCACCGUCAUCAAGCACUGGAUCACAGUGCUGCAAGCCAGAUGGGAAGAGGUGAUGAACUGGUACCAGGAGAGACAGGACAAGCUGGAGGAUGCCCUGACCAACCUGCGGGAGAACGCAGAGCUGCUGGAGAAGCUCCUGAAGUGGCUGGAGCAGUCGGAGAACACCCUGCAGAGCAGGGACUCCCGCCCCAUACCGGACGACAUCGACAGCAUCAACAAGCUCCUGGAGGAACACCAGUCCUUCGAGGAUGACAUGGCCACCCGGCAACCCGAGGUGGACCGCCUGACCAAGUCGCACAAGCGCCGGCGAUCGGCCGACGUGGGCCCCGCAGGCAUCCCCAUGCUGGACCGCUCACGCCGCGGCAAGGGCAGCCGGCCCAUGAGCCGGGAGGCUAGCCCCGGGCCCGACGCCGCCCGCAACCCCCGCGUGGCCGCGCUGCACAACAAGUGGAAGCAGGUGUGGCUGAUGGCCAUGGACCGCCGGCGCCGCCUACAGGAUGCCCUCGAUCGACAAGCCGAGCUGAAGAAGCUGAAAAACUUCAACUUUGAGGACUGGCGGCAGCGCUACCUGCGCUGGAUGAGCCACAAGAAGGCCCGCGUCAUGGACUUCUUCCGAAAGCUGGAUCUGGACCGUGACGGCAAGCUGUCACGCAAGGAGUUCUCUGAUGGAAUCAUCAACUCCAAAUUCCCAACCAACCAGCUGGAGAUGAAUGCUGUGGCCGACAUCUUUGACCGGGACGGCGACGGCUAUGUGGACUACAAGGAGUUCAUCGCGGCCCUCUGGCCUGAGAAGGAAAGCGGCCAAAGCACAUCUCACCCGCUGACCGACGCCCAGAAGAUCGAAGAUGAGGUGAAGCGACAGUGCAACUUGUGCACCUGCGCCAAGAAGUUCCGUGUGCAGCGCAUCGCCGAGACCAAGUACCGCUUUGGGGACUCGCAGCAGAUGCGGCUGGUGCGAAUCCUGCGCAGCACCGUCAUGGUGCGUGUGGGCGGCGGCUGGCUGGCGCUGGACGAGUUCCUGGUCAAGAACGAUCCCUGCAGAGCCAAGGGACGCACCAACGUGGAGCUGCGCGAGCAGUUCAUCCUGGCCGAGGGCGUCAGCCAGUCCCUGACGCCGUUCCAGUCCAGUCGCAGCCGGCGUUCCCGCUCCCCGUCUGAGUCCAGUACUGGCAGCGCAGGCUCUCGUAGCCUGAGCGGACCCCUCAUCAAGAUCAAAGAAAAACGCAGGGUGACCCGCCCUUGGCAGGAGGGGACAACUACUAGCACUACCCGAAGCACAACACGGACCUCGGCGCGCACUUCGACCUACUCCAGCACGGCCAGCGCCAGGAACGGCGACUCGACCGUCAGGAAGACAACAAGCAGGGAGACCUACUCCACACCCGGCAUGGGUAUGGGCCGCCCUACCUCAGCAAGCUUCUCGACCUCUGCUGAUGUGGUGGGCCAGUACUCCACAGUGGACGUGCAGACGAGGCCCAUUGGAAGCGCAGGCGGUGUGCGAGGGGAAGUCACAGUGCGGACCGUCCGCGAGGAGGAGCGCACCGUCAGCCGCCCCGCCUCCUCCCAGUCGGUCUACUCAAGGUUGAGCAUGCCCGCAAAGAAGACCACAACAACCUCCUCCUCGACCAAGACAUCGCCCAAGCCCAAGAGCGGAGUCUGGCGUUAGAGGUCCCAUCCCACUUCUGACACCAGAUUGAGACAGCUGCCUCAGAGCAUGCAUAAAAAUAAUGAAAGGGACUAGAAUUUGAUAUUUCACUAAAAAAAAAAAUUCCGAUAAGAAAGCUCUCCAGUGUGUUUUCAUGUUAGACCAUACUUCUCAGUAAAACAUAUUUCACGCUUUAGUAAACAAAAAGUUAAUGUUUUCCUUGUAAUUUGAUCCUGUGUCAUUUCAAAGGCACUUUAUGAAAGUCUGUGUGAGGGGAUUGGUGUAGUUAAUUUCCAGUGAACUUAAUUCUCCUUCAUGAUAUCAGGCAUUGCUACAGAAAUCACCAUGAAAAGUUUUCUGAAGGGAAACAUUUGUCAUGGUGACCCCUGUGACCUUUUAGUGACCUUGUAAUGACCUUACAUUAUAAAUAAACUUCCUCUUUCAUUAAAGUGAUAGAAAUUGAUCUGCUCUGGGGCAUUUGUCACAUUUAAAGUUCUGUCUUCCUGUAGGAGUGGCUUGAUGAAAUAAAUAACCCAAUAUUUGAGUAUCUUAACUGCUGAAUGAUAGUCUUAGAAUUGUGUUGAUCAAAUCCUGGGUAGAAAAUAUUAUUUCGCUGUCAUAUCUGUAUAUAUCGGAAGGGAGCGAUUUAUUGUGAUUACUUUUUUCUAUACUUGAUCAUAUUUUUAUAUCUGUAGGUGAGACGAAGUCAGUUACUUACUAGAUAUGAGUUAGUUGUGUUAUGUUGAAAGACUACAUGAUGUAGUCUUGGAUUGUGACAAGAUUUUGUUGAGGUGUCAGACUGAAGUAACUCAAUUCGAGUUUUAAACACGUGGGUUUAUUAUACCCCCAGACAUCCCUACUUUGACAACGCAACCGUCGAUUGUGUCAAGAUGUACCAACCUAGGACGAACCAAUGACAAGAAAAUGGCAUCUUAAAAACUUUACAAAAGUCACAUUAUACAUUGAUGUGAUGAAGUGUCAAGUCUGUGGUGAAUUUGGAAAACCCACAAUUAUGAGGUUUCACCAAAGUAUCCACUCGAAGAGAUAGUGGAGUUUUUCCAUUUACAGUAGAAAUUUGGUCUUUGCAGUAGUGCAUGAGACCAGGAUAGUACAUUACUUAAUUUUCAUGUAGACAUAGGUUGUUACGUUUUUUUUUAACAGUGGUGAAGUGUCGUCAAACGACAGGAUUAUUUUUGGCCAAGAAGUUCAGCAAAUGCCAUUUAAAAAAAUUACUGGUGUGUGGGAUCUUUUUUAUAUAUUUUUGAGUGGACAUGGUCGUAAGAGACAGCAUAGCCUUUAUUGCUUUGAAAUUUCAUGUAAAGAAAGGGUUAAACAAUAAAAUCAUUGUAGUAAUCUUGUAGCGGUAUUGUCCAGUAGGAAGAAGUGAAAAACAGUUGUACCUUACAUGUAGUGUAGACAAUUGAGCUCUGAAAUCGAGACGUAUGAGCUGCUUUCUUGAAAACAACAAUGUGUAUUCUUUUUAUUCUGAGAAAUCGAAGCCUUCGGGGACAAGGUUUCAUUUCUCAAAAUAAUUAGGAUACCCUUUGUGAAAUGCUGAAGCAUUUAAUUGUACUGUUUGAGAAUGCAAGAAACACGAACGGGGACCAGUUUCUUGUGUUUGAUAACAGCACGUUUUUUUGCUUGGUACUGACAGCGAGGUAACUUCUGGGGACCAGUUGUCUUGCUGUCAAUUCGUUGAUCAUACAUCACUCGAUUCAGCACAUUUUCCCGUCAUUAAAAAAACCCACUUUUUUCCAGUUCUGUGCUGCUUAUUUACGGCACUAUCUAGAUUUCAUUUUACAUGCAGGUACUGGAUAUUAUGGGGAAGUGUUCGGUGCCCGCAUUUAACUUGAAACAAAACCUGUUUGUGGUUUUGCGUGGAUGUUGGGGACCAUCCAUUCCAAAAUCGCCAACAGCAGCGCAGUGGCGCAUUCUUGGGAUGACGCAUUUUGUCGAGGACUUAUGGGGAUCAGUCUGUGGAUAAAAUGUCUUGUCGCCCCACGAUGCAAUUACACAUUAACGGUAUUGUGCAGUAAGCAAUCGCAAACUAAUGUUGGAUGUCACCCGCGUUAUUGAAAUAAAUAUUAAAUGCUUCCUUUCCUUUGAUUAAAGUAAGCACGAGGUAAAUGGCAAAGUGUAGUUGUGGCAUUUAAACUUGUUUAAGUCUUUCUUUCGUAUCGAAUAGUAUGUAAAGAAAUCAAUUGUAUAGUGUACUAAAAACGUUCCAACUCUUGAAUGCACUUGGGAGAUGUGUAGUGCAGACAAAUACGAUUGGUGAUCGACUAUCUGGGUUUGUUAAUGUUUACCAGUUGAACAAGGUUGAUCUAAAAGGCCCUCCGUAGUGGACGAUUUACAGCAGGUCACCCCAACUGGUUAAUAUGAAACAUGCCUUCAAGGGUUCGGGUGAAUCGUGCACAACUUGGACAUUGCGACGGAUGGGUUAAAUCACCGUAUAAUCCAUGUAUUAAUUUUAGUAAUUAUUAAAUCAAGUUUCCAUCUGUAAUUUAAAAAAACAUAAAGCACAAUAGUUGUCAAAAUUUGGUAUUCAGAAGUUACUCUGUAAUGACACGCAUUGGAUUCCGUUGAACAUUUCAUUCUGUUUUGUUGGCGGUGAACCUCUUCUCGUCUGUUCAAAGUUCGGCCACACUGUGGUGAAAUUCCUCACCUGUUUGCGGAUACCGCUGCUACCGUGAGGAACCAGUUAGGUCGUGGGUGUCGCUGAAAUUGUCUUUCAUCGAAAUGAUUGUCGAGGAAUUCCAUUGCGUGUAGAGAUGCGUACUUCUGACUGAAAAGGGCUCCACACAUUGGCAUGAAAUUAUAAGUAACCAGUUACCGUGUUUUCCACCAACGCGUACUAUUUUGCAGUGGAAAAUUACAUCUCGAAAGACUUUAUUAAUAAUUAAGCAAAUUGGUUUUGAUUUUUCUUUCGAGACGUAGUGUUCAUUCAUUGAAAGUGCGUAGAUUAGCAGAAGUUUGCACCUAGGAUCUCAUUUGUUUCAGUUUAUGUUCGAAGGAGGUAGGCUUGAUUUAAAUGAUUUGUAGCAAAAUUUCGUUAUGGCAAAAUUUGAGCAAAGGUUAUUUCACUGUUGAGUUUCUUUCGUUUUGUAGCUCAUUUUGUUUUCAAAUUUCAUUGCAGACUAAAUGAGAUAAUUCGCACUGGUGUUGUGACAAACUGAUAAUGCGCCAACCGUAAAAACGACUAUUACGAUGACUACAGUUGUGUACUUGGCUGAACGUUUCCUUUCAUUCGAAUUACAUUCUCCUUUUCUUAUGUGAUUCGUCGAAAGGCGUGAUGUGUCUGGCGUCAUUAUUUCAGUCCAAUCACAUGGACUUAAACGGUGUCGCUCCGUAGUGCUUGUCUGAGUACGGCAGGUUGAAAAUCAAAUUAGAAUAUACAGCCUUUUGUUUGCAUAUUAGCGUUGCUUAUUAGAAGUGCAAAGACGUCUUUUUAUCUACAAGUUGGUUAACUUUGUAUUGUCAGCAACAGAUUUAAUUUAGUUGUAUUCAAACGGCUUUCCUACAUUUUGUUUUGGGGAACUUUUUGCUAUAAUCGUGUUUGUGACACGAUUGCCUUUAAGCGAAUAAAUUUUUAUUUUGCAAUAAAAAUACA